AGAGAAAUUUGGGAUGUGACCUGUGGUUCCUUAUUAGUCAGACGUAAGACAGAUCGCUAAUAUAUAGAUUAAUAAACGAUAACAUGGCUUUAAUUGUCAAAGAAACACAAAGCAUCAAGGAGGCAGUGACAUUCAUCAACACUAUAGAGGUCAACAAACUGUCCAGACUUCUCUCUCGCAUUCUUCAGAAACUUCAUCUUAAGGGCGAGCGCUCCUUCAGUGAGGAAGAAGAGCAGAAAUUACAGAGUGCUUUAGGUUUAGAGAAACAGGCCCUUCAUCUGGUGCUGGAGACGUCCUCAUUCUUAUUAGAACAGGCUGUGCAUCACAAUAUUAAACCAGCAUCUCUGAAGCAGCAGCUUGAAAACAUCAAUAUUGCUCCAGACAAAGCUGAGGCAUUUAGUCAGGCUUGGGCUAUAGCUGGCCCAGAUGUGGUGGAGAAGAUUAGACAGACGAUAUUUGCCCCCAAGAAGUUGGAGCAUAUAGGCUGGCAGCUCAACCUUCAGAUGGGUCAGUCAUCACAGGCGAAGCAAAAACAGCCACAUGCCGUACUGGACCUGGGAGUCAGAGAUGAUGAGUCAGAGCAUCUACAAAAGGUCCAUGUGGAAUUUAGCCACCAGGAUCUGUUGGAAUUCUACAACAAGCUAGAGAUGAUUCAAGCCCAGCUGGAUUCGCUGACUUGAUGCUGAUGGUAUGGUGCAUAAGGGCAAGUGUGCACUGAUAUUAGCCACAUUUCCCCUUGAGUCCAGGGUCCAUGACUCAAGAAGGACUGGAGUCCUCAGUUUGUUAAUUUUUGUUUAAUAACUGCAUCAUGGUCUAAAAUGUCUAAAUUGUCAUUUCUUGCCUUUUGUGUGAGUCAGGUAUUGUGACUGAGAAUUAAUUUAUAGCACAAACUAUCGUGCCUAUUGUAGUAGGGAUGGGACUUACCAGACACCACCUAAUACAGUAUUAUCACAAUACCUGCAUGCCGAUUCAGUUUGCAUUGAGAUUCUGUGUCACAUUUUUAUCCCAAUUCAAUUUUUUUUGUACAAUUCUAAAUACACUAAAUUAAAACGGCCCCUAAUGGGUGAAUUGUCUAUGUUAAUUGUAUAAUUAAGUAAUGAAAAUGGAAUCAUUAAAAAAAAAACACACACCAAGAAAGUCUUGUCUUAAGGACCUCAUUAUUAAAUCUACCCAGAAGUUUUACUAUUUUAAAAGUGUGAGUGUGAAAUGAACAUUAAUUGAUCAGUUACUAAAUGUACUCAAGUGUAUGUGUCAGAUGGCUUUACAGAUUUAACCAUCAUAAAAUGCGACAGUGCAUUUAACAUGUGCUAAUUGAGAUUUCUUCAAACAAAUGUGCACUGAAAUUCUUUGUGCCAGUCUCUAAGGCGUGUGAUGUUUGAAUAUGAAACAGAUGACUGGACCUAAAAGUAAAACCUUAUUUUUCCUAUUUAUUUUUCUUUAUUCUCCCAAUAUGAAUUUAUUGUAUCAUUCAUUUCUGUGCCGCAACAGUGACUCAGACUUUCGUUAAAUUUGUAAUGGAAUUGCUAACGAUGGUGUAUACCUGGUAAAUAUGUAAUGAUUCCCUGCAAUGCAAGGUCAUUUUAAAAACAA
This is a messenger RNA of Clarias gariepinus (North African catfish), 1590 nucleotides long. RefSeq names its product COMM domain containing 10 (gene commd10). The coding region runs from base 84 to 680 and encodes 198 amino acids. The record is from RefSeq and is a predicted model, not a curated record. Lineage: Eukaryota; Metazoa; Chordata; Actinopteri; Siluriformes; Clariidae. The transcript has 7 exons.